Messenger RNA from Biomphalaria glabrata, 7743 nucleotides. RefSeq lists its product as uncharacterized. Lineage: Eukaryota; Metazoa; Mollusca; Gastropoda; Planorbidae. The transcript is spliced from 9 exons. The coding region runs from base 344 to 7012 and encodes 2222 amino acids. The record is from RefSeq and is a predicted model, not a curated record.
UUGAACGCCAUGAGCGCUCAACACGUCACAGGAAAGCAAAGUCUGAUAGAUGUAGAUCUGUGUAUUUAUUUCUUCUUUUACAGAGUCUUUGAACUGGAAUACUUCCUUUCUUGUUAUCAUCACAAGUCAGAAGACUAAUGACUAAUGUGUUUACGUCGACAUCGGAACGUAUGCCCCUGCAAACUUUUCAAACUUUACACAAACAAUUAAAUGAGUCAUAUAGGUGGCUGCCUAGUUAGCCUAUGCCUAAGGCCGGCCCUGCCCUAACUACCAAAGACAAACAAAGCCACCACCAGACAUCCCAUCCUUCAUCUUUAAAGUCUUUUAUAAAGGCCUAGUCACCAUGAUUGGUAGCAUCCACAGUCACCUGGAGUACAUCUCCCAACUGGAGUGGCUCGAUUGGCCGGUUGCCGAGGAAACCGAGUCUCAAGGUGGAGGUGGACAAGAUACGUGGACAUGGCUAUCGACAAUGACUGGAGGGCACGCUGGUGUCGUCACGCUUGUCCUGUCUUCAGUCGUCACACUGAUGCUUCUAACUCUGCUCACACUCUUCUUAUAUAGACGACACUACGGGACGCAAACAGAAGCCAAACUACAAGUUGAGCUGGUCACGGAAGUGUCGCCUUGUGUAGUGGUAGAGCAAUGCCAAGGCUCUGAGAGUAAGCCUGAAAAGGCUAGCGAGACGGAUGACGUCAUCAAGAUAGAUAUUAAACAUGAGUCCAUUAAGAGCCCAGAGCUUUUCGAAUGUAUGGACACUGAUUGCGUGGCUGCGGAUGCUGUGAAUGUGAGCACCAAUGCAGAAGUUGCUGUUGCACACAGGCAAGACACCUGCUCGUCAAAUGUGGCAUUGUUUCCUGGUCCUUUCACAGCUGAGACUACCAAGAUACCUGUCUACACAACUGCAUCGUCUCCUAAAGUGGCAAGACCAUUAAAGAAAAAUCAGAAAAAUCGGAACAGAGUCAACAGAUCAACAUCUUUCAAAAAGUUCCGUAACUCAGGCAAGCGCGAAACUUUCCGCGAUCCAAAGAAAACGUACAUGAUAGUCAUGAUGAAGACUCCACUUCCUGGACAAGGAUUUCCGCCAGCGGUACGACCAUCAGACUUACCUUCAACAGGAAAAUGCUUCAAGUUCAACGAAGACUUGACCGCUGCAGCGUUGGGCAGGCUAGAACACGCAGGCAAUCAAAAGGCACCAGAAAAGCCCAACUGUCCAACUAUAGAAGUGAUACAAAGUGACGACUGUCCAAAAGUGGCAGACGACAGGGAGAUCAAUAUGACCAGCUGUAAUACAAUUCUACACGGCCAAGAAGGACGCACUAAGCUCAAACGAAUCAGAAAUCCUCUUGACGCCAAGAAAAAAGCUACUCGACCUAAAGGACGCUCAAAGAAAGGUCGCCUCAAUAAUUGCACAUCUACCAUAUUUAGGAUGAAACGUAAAGCCCUUACAAGAGAAAAUACAUUUUUGGUGGACAAUUCACUUCUUGACGGAACAUACCAGUUCCCGCCAAAAAAGAUGACCAACAAACAAUUAGAGACAAUGUAUAAAAAAAGUAAAUUGCCCCUAUCAGAUAUAUCAACUGAUCACAUUUGCAAAAACUUCAAUCUCAAAAAGACUGAAACUCCAGUUCUCAAUUCACUCAAAGGUGAAGGAGCAUUUGAGUGUUACUCGAAGAACAGUCAGUCCAUGUCAAGAGACUCUCCAGGGCCUAGUGUAAAGUCUGUUGCAGAAAAAGGGCGCGUAAAAAACGAUUUGGGUUUACGAAGAAACAACUCGGAGGAGACCGAUUCCUUUGACAUUUCCCCCAAGCGGUACCGUUACGAUACGUUCAAGUCUUUCCAGGAGUCCGUGAGUCUGGGAUACAAUGUUCUAGGAAAUAUAGGCAGGCACAACACCAAGUUCUUAGCAGAACGCGGGCAGACGAGCAGCAACGAUCUAAGCAGCAUUAACGAUGACGCCAUGUCGCAUUUACCCGAUUUCUUCUCAAAACCUGCUGCCGGAAAUUUUGAUGGUGUCUAUAGCAACAGAGAUUUUCAGAAAUCGUUUGAAAAUGUAGAUAUGGCCAAUUGUAAAUAUGUAUCAUAUGGUAACGCGAAUUUCACGAGGCCUGUGAUAGAAGAUAGGUUUCCAAAAGUAAAUAAUUUAAACAAAAACACAUGCACUAUUACUGUUGAGAAAGAACAGCAGAAUAUAUUUGAAGAAUCUUGUUUCAAUCAUACUCUGAAGGAUUCACCCAAUAAUUGCCAAACUAAAUUGGAUAAACCAUUUUUCAAAAAUCAAUUUGGCUUUAUCGAAGAAAAUCUGGCACUAGUCAAACCGGGCAAUAGACAGAGUUUCGCGUCUUCACAUAAAACCAUUCAACCUACGGCUGUUCAGAACGAGGCCAAAAUCAAUGUGAAGACUUUCAAUCGUGGAUCAAUGAAAGCUUUCUCUAAUGAAAAGAAACAAACUCACGCAUCUGAAAACCAAAAUGACAAAAAAAUGCCAACUGUCCACUUAAAUCAAAUUAGCUUUGCAGAACUGGCCAAGCAAGCCGAAGCCAAACAAAUAAAUCCUGUGCCUCAACAGCUAAUACCACAAUUGGCAACACACUCUCGUGAAAUGUCUGAGAUUACAAUGGACGCCAAGCCACUCAUUGUUUUUUAUAACGAACAGAACCCAAGCAGACGUGAAGAUCACGGCUUUUGCAAUCAUCCUGAGGCUAAUAAAAGAGUCUUGGGCAAGAAACAAGGUCUGCCUAUUUACGUCAAAACAAUCAACAAACCGAUGACCAACACAACAUCAGAGGAGCACCAUCGAAUGGACAGGGAUUCUCACACGUGCUAUGAUUGCCACAGAGAACGAAAACAAAAGCAGUUUAUAUUUGUUGAGAAUCAUCUAACUUGUGAUAACUUUCAAUCGGGAUUGAAAUGUGAUGCCAAAUUCACGGACCAAGAGCAGCACUUCUAUUACGAGGCGGGUAAUACCUUUCACAGUGUUAGGAACAGUGGUGAAGACACUCUGUUGUGGCAUAGUAAUACCAAAGAAAACACCUCAGUUGAUAAUCACCAUUUACAUCAAGACAGCCAUCGAUAUUCUGGUGCGUGCACGCCUUACGAUAAUAUUUCGACGAUCACGUCGCGAUGCAAUGUCAGACGGUUGCCAGAGCAUUUACCUAGUUCAGGGCAUGCUGCAAGUCGUAUCUACAAGGACAAUUUACUUCGUACUGCAGUGAUUCAGGGCGACAACAUCCAUCCAAAUGUCGGUCCUCAAAACGUGACUCAAAGUUUAAACACUGUAAAACCAUCAAUAUUUCACCCCGAAAGAAAGGAUAAUGGUUCAGAGAAUGAACAAGAACAUUUCCGAGGUAAACCUCCCUCAGAAAGAUAUGAAAGCAAUACUAGACAGAGAAAGUAUCUUGAUGUCCUACAGAGAAAUAAAGACGCCGACCAGUAUAGAAGAGAAAAGACGAAAAUGAAGAGGCAGAAAUGCAAUCAUCUGGUCAAAAAAUCCAAAAGUUUAAUUUCUGUGGGCAACAUGCUGUCUCACCUUGCUGCUAAGCCAACCAAAUUCUCUGAUCAGCAGGAAGAAUGCGUUCAAGUUUUAAAACCCAACAAGUGGAUAUGCCAAUACCGUGAGCCAGCUAACGCCGCACCUGAUUUGAAAACGUUGGAUGAUCUCAACCAAAGACCGAGACAGUUGGAGCACGUGAAAAAUAAGUACAUCAAAUGUAGCAAGUCCAAGAAGACAAAGAGCCACCGGCACGAGCCUUAUAGAAAACAUUCUUUUGUCAGCACUGACAGCACACCGUCUGGCCAUUGUAUCACCUAUCGGAACAGAAACAACUGCAGUCCGUCUCGUAGAGGUCGCUUUGUAACGGCGCCUAAAGUAGAUCCACAGUUUUUUCACACUGAACAGUCGCCGAAGCAAUGUAGAAAAGACACUACAACAAAAACACUUGAAUCUGAACAAUGGCUGCUCGUAGAGCCCGAUGAUAUAGCCAAUCAAAGGUCCAAAUCUUCAUCAGAUAUUUGCCAGGGAGAAAUUAGCGAGUCGGUGGAGAAUGAACAAAAUAAAAACGUUAAUAAAGUUGACAGCAAACGCUCCAAAAGUUGCGUCUCACGAACAGUGCGCACGCCAGAAAAGUGUUUGAAUAACAACAUCGCACUCGAAGAGCAUUCUUUUAAAAAGGGGGACACAAUUGUGAAGCCUUCCGAAACACUUGGCACUUUAAAUAAAUCAAAUACUCAGAGUAGUUCUAACACCCUCGCUAGUUAUUCAAAUCCUUCGCACGUCUUAUUAUCAUCACAGCAGCCGACAAACAGCAUGACGUCAGAGCCCGGGCUCAGUAAGUCAUGGGCUGGGGAGGAACUACCCUCAACAGAAAGUCGUGCUGAAGACGAGAGUUUAACUUCAAUGACUAAGCCCACGUUAAAAACUGCAGUGCAACAGUCCAUGACGCAAAGCCACACUACACAGACAGACGCGACGUUUCUCACGGCCAGCGUGGAUGUGCAAACAAGUCCACUUUACGAUAACCGUCCGACUGGAAACUAUUUUCCUGUUAUAAACGUAGGCGUUCAAACAAGUCCACUCUUGGGAAACAAGAAAACCUGUCAUUCCAAGCGCAAAGGAUUUAGUCAAACUCCGAAAUCCUUGAGAGACAAGUCAAAAGCCAUGAAAAUGAACAAGUUAAUGAGGUUAAAGUAUGCAUACAAAAGCAAUCCUAUCAAUGGCGAGAUGAUAGUUACAAAGGAUUUCUUGUCAAGACAACCGCAAAUCAAUCAGCUCUCUCAGCAAACCCCUUCCACAGAUCAGCAACAAAAAGAAACGUUUCUAGCGACCUUUGGAGCCAUCUGUCAAUCAGUUGUAACAAAGUCUCCGCCAGGAAAAAUACAAGCGAAAUCUUUGCUAUAUAACAAGCUGGGCCAGAUAAAAGACGAAAUCAGCAGUGACCAUUUAGCUUUGGGAUCAUCAGCGGAUAUCACGUGGUCUAGUAAUUCCACCAACGGAAACACUCAAGUGUCGUCUGAGCGCAAAGAAAUCUUUCUCUUCCGAGGCCUUAACUCUGACCUAUUCUCAUCCCAAAUUACCUCGCUGGCAGAACAGGGAAAUAGUUCACCAGCAAAGGGAACUGAACCAAGCGUAGUUCUAGUUGCCUCGGCUCCACAACAAGAUGACUCUACCCACAACAUUGCGUUCCCGUCCACGUCAGUUUUGAAACACGUAGAAGCGGUUAGCGAAACUAGCACCGAGUCGUCGUCUAAAUUGUCGGAGCUAAAGAGCCUUUGUCUUGUACGCCCUUCCUGGAAGAACGCGAACGUGGAGGAGAUAGACAGGAGAGUAAAAAGGGCGCUAAGGCUGCGUGAAGAACUCCAUAAGCAAAGGUCCAUGGCGAUGGAGGCAGAGAUCAAACGUAAAGACAGCCAGGAACAAGAGAAAAAAAUAACUCCUAAGGUCCCAAAGACAAAAGACAAAGUGGAAGACCAGAAUAAAGUACCAGUUCACAACGCGUCAACUAAUAUUCUGCAUAUUGAUAUGUUCCACAGUAGUUCCAAACAAGCAGAAUCCGUUAAGCCUCCAGAUAACAAUUCUUUAGUCGGCUUAGAUAAGAAAUCAGUGAAGAACUCAACCAAUCAAGAGCAUUCUUCUAAUUUGCAAAAUCGUGCUCCCAAAACGUCCAAGAAGGUACCUAAUGAAGGGAAAAUGCUAAUUUGCGCGGAACAAAAAUGUUCGCUUCAAGACGACAAUGAUAGCGACGGCAAUGACACGAACGCAUUGCCGAUUAAACCUUAUAAUGAAAAUGUGGUCAAUGAAACUGAUGCAUCACUAGUUAAACCUUACAAUGAAAAUGUGAUCGUAUCGACGCAAACCAGCUUCAGCAACAUCGAGCUGAACACACUGAAACGUGCCCGCGUCAAAGAUAAGAACUCUCCUCCAACCAAGAUUUCCAAAGUGGAGAAUGCUUUGACAAAGCCAGUCGUGCACAUCGGUGAGCUAGUGAGUUGCCUCCCCCAGGUUCCUCUUGCAUCAUUUGUGGAGUGGUUUAUAGAGACCUCAGACCCUAACAGCUAUGUUAGUUCUGAUCAUUCCAGCAACUCAUCGGGGAAGGACCGCGAAGAAAAAGUUACAAGCAAUGAGGUCAACGCAUCCGAGUCGGAAGACCUUAGCUGUUAUGUUCAUUACAGAGGUAAGACGAACAAGCUUCACCCAGUGCCAUCGUUUAACAAGCAAGAAACGCCGCCGUCAGCUUUUCAAUUCACUAUCGCUACAAACUCAGCAAGUGAGAACGAAGCGUUAGUCUCUCAUUUCAAUAGUAAGAUGGUCACAGAGUCCAGAGAUUCAAAUCGCCUUGCUCAACAAUGGGACCAGAAAAGAAACGAUGACCAGCACGCUACCGACAGACACUGCUCCGAUGAAGAUCAGUGCAUUCAUAGGCACUACCCAGAAGUCCAUUUCUCUCGCAAUCAAAAGGAGAACGCCGUGGAAGCGCUCUCAACUCCGGAUUGGUGCUCACGGGACGGCGGCGACUCUGUGGUCAUCUCCGAGAUUUCCGCUUCUGCUUCUGGCACUACGGUGACGCAGAUAGACAACUCGUCUUGCACCGUCCAGACACCAACUGCCCAGUUGGCCUACGAGAACUACUCGGACGACUUGUCACCUUCUUUUACAGGUGAUAUUGAGACGGCCAGCUCGGUGGACACUUGCACUGCGGACUUGUCCGUGUUCCUGGACGGCUACGGGAACUCGUUCAGCACCAAGGGUAACAGGGAGAUAAUCUCGGGCGAGGAGAACAAAGAAUGGGCCGCAGGGGCGGUCACUCACGCCAAAUUUAAGGAGCAGACGAGCUGCGAAAUGAUUAAUAAGAGGAUGGAAGAGGAAAAACUAUCAGGGCCUGGGAAGGGACACAUCUUUAUGAACUUUAGAAAGACAACAGACUCGCACGAGUUAUCUCGCUACGACAGGACUAGGAUACGACUCUUGAAAUCAUCAGAUGUAACUGGUAUCAUCACCAAAGUUCAGAAGGGGGACUAGUGUUAAUGUUUCUCUACAUGAAACGUCACAUUGAACGUGUUGUAACUCUAGCAGUUGACUUUAACUCUGUGACUUUGACUCUAUGACUUUGACUCUGUGACUUUGACUCUGUGACUUUGACUCUGUGACUUUGACUCUGUGACUUUGACUCUGUGACUUCGACAGGACAAAACAUGAAACGUCACAUUAAACGUGUUGUAACUCCAGCAGUUGACUUUGACUCUGUGACUUUGACAGGACACUUCACUUACUCAUACUUAGGUACUUAGCCUACGUUUAUUACAAUGACUUCUGUCAAUUAAUCCCUGAAUGAUAUUUCAAAUUUUCAUUCUUCCUUCAAAGCCUACACGAGAUAUGGUAGAAGAUAACGACUCAAUAAUGUCAUGGUUUAUCCAUUACUUCCGAUGUGUGACAAACAGAACUAUAUCGAGUCAAACAUAUUAUAGCUGUACAAAUGAUAAAGUGACAUGAUUGAUCUAUAUAUUCUCAACUAAUUCAUUUGAGGAAAUAGUCGCCUAGUACUAAAAGUUGUGAAUGAACUUAAAAUCCUUCAGCUAUGCUUUGUCUAGUCUAGCAGUUCAAACUUUCUCACCAUUUAAAGAAAACACAAUCUAAUAUAUCAAGUUGUGACUACUUUGUCCACUACUUUGUCCACUAGUCCUAGGCUUUAGACAUUUACUUCAUAAUCAUUUCUAUUUCAUUUUUACUUAUUUUAUAAUUACUGUUAUACA